Podospora anserina S mat+ is the source of this 582-nucleotide messenger RNA. RefSeq lists its product as uncharacterized. Gene Ontology annotation, cellular component: membrane. Gene Ontology annotation, molecular function: copper ion transmembrane transporter activity. The record is from RefSeq and is a predicted model, not a curated record. NCBI's taxonomy places the organism in Eukaryota, Fungi, Ascomycota, Sordariomycetes, Sordariales, Podosporaceae. Bases 1 to 582 code for a protein of 193 amino acids. Gene Ontology annotation, biological process: copper ion transmembrane transport. The transcript has 4 exons.
AUGGAUCACUCUCACCACGACCACUCCCAUCACGAAAUGAUGGACCACUCGGCUCACAUGGGCCACGGUGAUCACGGCGGUGAUGGCCAAAACAUGUGCAACAUGAACAUGCUCUUCACCUGGGACACCAACAACCUCUGCAUCGUCUUCCGCCAAUGGCACAUCUCCUCCAACUUUUCCCUCUUCGUCUCCCUCCUCGCCAUCGUCGCCCUCGGCGCCGGCUACGAAGCCCUCCGUGAAGCCAUCCGUCGCUAUGAAGCCGCAGUCACCAGACGGGCCAACUCCGUCCCUCGAGAAAUCGAGUCUCGAUAUCAAGACGAGGAAGAUCAUGAACAAGAUGCUGAGACAGCCCCCUUCUUUGGCGCUGUGAUUACAGGCCAGAACAGAGACGAGGUCACCAAACGGGCGCACAUCAUCAAGAGUGUCUUGUAUGCGGUGCAGAACUUUUAUGCUUUUAUGAUCAUGCUCAUCUUCAUGACUUACAACGGCUGGGUCAUGCUCGCCUGCUCCUUUGGCGCCGGCCUCGGAUACCUCUUGUUUGGCGGCCAGACCACCGUAGCAAAGGAGACAGCCUGCCAUUAA